AACCCUUUUUGUAUUGCCGAGCCCACUCGAAGGCUGAAACUCUUGCAAACCGACACCAUGGGUUCCAUAGACACGCCGACGAUUUCGGAGAAUGGUUCAACACAAUCCCACGCCACUGUAGAGCCGGUCGGCGACGACCAGAAGCCUUUGGCCUCCUCUAACGGAGCGCCGGAGAAAAUGACACCGGAGCCUGAGGCAACGAAAAAGAGGAGGUCGAGUAUACUCCCUCUAGAGGUUGGUACUCGCGUGAUGUGCCGCUGGAGGGACGGCAAGUUUCAUCCUGUCAAAGUUAUCGAACGCCGCAAGAUGCAUUUUUCUGAGCCGAAUGAUUACGAAUAUUACGUUCAUUACACCGAGUUUAAUAGGAGGCUAGAUGAAUGGGUGAAGCUUCAACAACUUGAUCUUGAUUCCGUGGAAACAGUUGUUGAUGUUAAGGUUGAGGACAAGGUUACAAGCUUAAAAAUGACACGCCACCAGAAACGUAAGAUUGAUGAGACACUCGUCGACGUAGGUCAUGAGGAGCUAGAUGCUGCUAGCUUGCGUGAGCAUGAGGAAUUCACAAAGGUGAAAAAUAUUUCGACUAUAGAACUUGGAAGAUACGAAAUUGAGACAUGGUACUUUUCCCCCUUUCCACCAGAAUAUAAUGAUUCAUUGAAGUUGUACUUUUGUGAGUUUUGCCUCAACUUCAUGAAACGCAAAGAGCAACUUCAAAGGCAUAUGAGGAAGUGUGAUUUGAAGCAUCUCCCUGGGGACGAAAUAUAUCGAAGUGGUACACUGUCAAUGUUUGAGGUUGAUGGAAAAAAGAACAAAGUUUAUGGGCAGAAUCUUUGUUAUUUGGCGAAGUUGUUCCUUGACCACAAGACCCUUUAUUACGAUGUUGACCUGUUUUUAUUCUAUGUUUUGUGUGAAUGUGAUGAUCGAGGUUGCCAUAUGGUUGGAUACUUUUCCAAGGAAAAGCAUUCAGAGGAAUCCUAUAAUUUGGCAUGUAUCCUCACCCUUCCUCCAUAUCAAAGGAAAGGCUAUGGAAAGUUUUUGAUUGCAUUUUCAUAUGAACUCUCAAAGAAAGAAGGUAAAGUUGGCACACCUGAAAAACCACUUUCUGACCUAGGUCUGUUGAGCUACAGAGGGUACUGGACAAGGGUUCUUUUAGACAUCUUGAAAAAGCAUAAAGGAAGUAUUUCCAUCAAGGAACUUAGUGACAUGACAGCCAUAAAGGCCGAGGAUAUAUUGACUACUCUUCAAAGUCUAGAACUGAUACAAUACAGGAAGGGGCAGCAUGUUAUAUGUGCCGAUCCCAAGGUGUUGGAUCGUCAUCUAAAAGCUGCAGGGCGUGGUGGUCUUGAGGUUGAUGUUAGCAAGCUAAUCUGGACACCGUAUAAAGAACAGAGUUAAAGCUACAUGCCUUUCGAGUUUAUCUAGGUUACCUGGCAAUUGUAACUUCUUGUGCUUGUAUAAA
Messenger RNA from Hibiscus syriacus, 1456 nucleotides. RefSeq names its product histone acetyltransferase of the MYST family 2-like. Gene Ontology annotation, molecular function: histone acetyltransferase activity. The transcript has 9 exons. Bases 58 to 1392 code for a protein of 444 amino acids. Gene Ontology annotation, biological process: regulation of DNA-templated transcription. Lineage: Eukaryota; Viridiplantae; Streptophyta; Magnoliopsida; Malvales; Malvaceae. The record is from RefSeq and is a predicted model, not a curated record.